Molecule: messenger RNA, 827 nt
Organism: Microstroma glucosiphilum
Lineage: Eukaryota; Fungi; Basidiomycota; Exobasidiomycetes; Microstromatales; Microstromataceae
Exons: 2
Coding region: 97-771 (224 amino acids)
Source: RefSeq, a predicted model, not a curated record
CGGAGACAGCAAAUGCUGCCCCUUUUCUGGGGCAGAUCAGGAAUCUGGAAGGGCAGAUUUUCACCUUGGGCAAUAUAGCGAAGGAGCCUUGGUUGUAUGGGGCUGGGCACGUCCUGCCUGCCGCUCAGUGCUUUGUGGACCUUCUUCAUUCCGCUUCAGCAUUCGACCUAUCUGCGCAACCGCUAUCGAGCUCUCCAUCGAGUCCUUGGCAGGUUGAUUCUCCUAUCUGCCCUCCCUCUGGCUAUCACACCUUUCUUCUUUAAAGCGAAAGGUGUCUUCUACACACACGAGGACGCGUUGCACCUCCAUCGCCCAUUUGCUUCCCUUGCAGCCCAUUCCUCUACGCCAAGUGUACUCAGGCCUCUUCUGAGAGGGGUGCUUUGGCCCACUUCUGAGGUCUUUGGCUGGAUCAUCUCCACUAUCUUCUUGUUCACAGCCUACAAGACUGUCACGACGGCUCGCUCGCGCCGCAUUGCCGAGCACAAGAGGUGGGCCACCAUGCAGACUCUCGUUGGACUCACAAUCCACAUCGAGCGAUUCACCCUCGUCUUUUGCUCUGCACUAGCCAGUGCCAUUGCAAACAUCUUACCCGAGCAUCUGAAGAUGGCCUUGGGCGUUCCGACGAAGAGAUCAGAUUUUGCAGCGGGUGAAAUGGCCGCCUUUGCGUUCUCAUUGUGGGCUGCAGCAGCCAUCACUGUGCCUUGGGCUUGGCAAGCCUGGAGGCAGCUAGAUGCUACGCACUCAGCUUCGGCUCAAAAUAAGAUCAAGUAAGACGAAAGAAGAAAAUAUCUCAUUGCUCAAGGCACCCUGCCUCUCGAUGUCGCCUA